Poecilia latipinna (sailfin molly) is the source of this 3385-nucleotide messenger RNA. Its product is annotated as sphingosine-1-phosphate phosphatase 1-like. NCBI's taxonomy places the organism in Eukaryota, Metazoa, Chordata, Actinopteri, Cyprinodontiformes, Poeciliidae. The coding region runs from base 344 to 1645 and encodes 433 amino acids. The transcript has 3 exons. Gene Ontology annotation, molecular function: sphingosine-1-phosphate phosphatase activity. The record is from RefSeq and is a predicted model, not a curated record. Gene Ontology annotation, biological process: sphingosine metabolic process. Gene Ontology annotation, cellular component: endoplasmic reticulum membrane.
GAGAGUGAACAACAGAAAGUAACGCCAGGAAAAGAAGAGGAGAAUAAACGGUCCCAGCGGUUUGACGCAGUUUAUUUAUAUGAACGCAUCGCACUGUAACUAAUGGUUAACUGUUACGGACUUUGGAUGCCGGUGUCUCUAAUAGGACCACGCCACCGAACAAAGUCGGUAUUUUAAAUGCCGAGAGCAGGACUUAAGAGAGGUAUUCCGCACCGGUCUUCCUGCUCAGAGCGGUUUUUUUUUUUUUCAAAAGGGACCAUAGUUACCAUAGUUAGCUUUCCCGAUGAUGAAUUACAACUGAAAACAAACGGUUUUGUGUAACGAAAAAUAAGUAUUUAUAGACAUGGCGAACGUUGCUGUAAAUAAGUUUGUAGAGAUUUGUAAUUAUCUCCAAGACCCCAUCCAUGUCGCCAGGUUUCAAAAUUUCUGCGGCGUUAAAGGGACAUUUCCGGAGAAGCGGACCCAGCCGGACAGCGGGCAGCCGGACCCGGACGCUCCGGGACUCAGACAGAGGGUCCAGCAGAGCGCGGAUGAAGAUGUGGGGAACGGGGAUAUCUCCUUAGCUCAGGUUAACGAGAAUCAGGAAGAGGACACGACCAGGCCCAAUGGUCCAAAAGCGGCAGAGACCGUCAGAGCGCCCCUCCGGAGGAACUCCCUGACCGGGGAUAUGGGUCAGGAGUUCCUGAUCCAAAACAAGUUCCUCUUCUACCUGUUCACCUUCGGGACAGAGCUUGGCAACGAGAUGUUCUUCAUCGUCUUCUUUCCCUUCCUCUUCUGGAACAUCGACGCACUGGUCAGCAGGAGGCUCAUCGUGGUCUGGGCCUGGAACCUGUUCGUGGGACAGUCUACCAAGGACAUGAUCCGCUGGUCCCGACCGGCCUCCCCUCCCGUGGUCAAAGUGGAAGUCUUCUACAACUCAGAGUACAGCAUGCCAUCCACGCACGCCAUGACGGGGACAGCCAUACCUUUCUGUCUCUUCAUGCUGACCUAUGGACGGUGGGAGUACACCUUCCUGUUUGGAUUGUCUGUGGCUCUCAGCUGGAGCCUCCUGGUCUGCGUCAGCCGAGUCUACAUGGGCAUGCACUCUGUUCUGGAAGUGAUCACUGGCUUCCUGUACAGCCUUCUGGUUCUCGCCUUCUUCCAGCCGACCUUGGACAAGAUCGACAACUACUACAUGACGGGCCAUUACGCUCCUCUCGCCAUCGUCUUGUCACAUGUGAGCCUGGGACUCGUAGCGUUCUCUCUGGAUUCGUGGAGCACCUCCCGCGGCGACACCGCUCAGGCUCUCGGCACCGGGGCCGGCGCCGCCCUGGCUUCACAUGUGAACUACCAGCUGGGUCUGCUGCAGGAUCCUCCGCUGUCCUCGCUGCCGCUAACUCUGCCGCCGAUCACCACGGGUCUGGUGUUGCGCUCCGUGCUGCGCUUCGUCAUCGGCGUGGCCGUCCUCCUCGCCACCAGAAUGGCCAUGAAAGCAGUGACUAUCCCGUUCUUGUGCCGACUUUUCGGGUUGCCGCCUGACGACGUGAGGCGGGCGAGGCAGCAGAUGAAAGUAGAGCUGCCGUACCGUUACAUCGUCUACAGUGUUGUAGGUUUUGUUUGCGUCUGCUUUGUGCCUGUCCUCUUCUGGAUCUUAAACCUUGCCUAAGUUUUCUAUGCAAACUGUUUGGACAUUUUGACGGACGAUGCCAUUUGGGAAUCUGCUGCUCGUUCAGGCAGAACGCAAGUUGUUUCCGGAGCAACCGAAGCAUAGUUAAAGGAUGAAGCUGAUAUUUGGGUAAAUAAAUCCAACCAGAAAACCACAAAGGGAUGUAAUUAUAUCAAAUGUUGUCUCAGCCAAAGAAAAUCUAAAAAAAUAAAAUAAAACACAGCAAACCCCAACAAUAUAUUAAAAAUAAAUCUUCCUUUUGUCCUAAGAAUCUAUAUUUAAAUACACGUGGCCCACUGAAGCACUCAUUUAUUUUUUUAAAGAUGCAUAAUCUCUCUUUAAUUAUUAGUUUUUUAGUUAGUGAUGCAUUUCUAAUUAAAAGGAGAAACCUGAUUUACCUUCAUCUAUGACAUUGACCUACAGAAACACUGGCAAAUCACAAUUCUGUUUUAUUUUUUGAAUAAUUUAAAAAAAUAUAGAAGAAAUGUGCUGCAAGAUAUGUUUUUUCAUUCCAACAGAAAAUGAAAGAACCAUUUCCUUCAUUUUCUGUUAUGUCAUUCAGUUGUUAUUCUGUUCACAGACUGAAAAUGGUGAGCUUCUUGUUCUGAUGCAGUUAAUGAAAGGGGAAAAUAUGUUUUUGGCUUUUUUGUCUGAGAUGGCGAUUUCUUAUUAGAAAUUAUCAAAGGAAAAUUGGACAAUUCUGAUCUCUGGUCAAUAGAUUGGUGCAUCUUUACUCAUCUUUUCAUUUUUUUAAUUCACAUCUUUCACCACAAUUAUCGACAAACAUCUGCCUCUCGUCUUUUCCAUUCUGCCGAAUAGCUAACUGGCUUUCAUGCCAGUAAAUGCAGAGUGCACAGUAAGUGAAAGAAAGUGCAGUAUUUAUUUCUAACUUUUAAAUAUCUGAGCAAAGAAAACAUUCAGUUUAAGACAACAGUAAAGACAACUAUUGCUAUUUAUUAACAUGCUUAGCCUCUGUCCUUCAGAUGUAACAAUUAUUAUAUCAAAAACAAUAUCACGGCCCUUUAAAGAUUUCCAUAUUGUCAAGGCGUUUAGAUUUCAACUGGGCCUUCAACGUGUAUUUCAACAACUACGUGUUUCAAAUGUAUUCUAAUGGUUUUGAGUUCACUGUUGAAGACCCUAUUUCACAUUUCCAAAGGUUGUUAAAAUAUCCAGCUGUAUUCUUUUAGAGAUUCAUAUUUUCAAAAUAAUUCAAACCACAGGAGAGAUUGUGGCAGAUCUCAUUUGCGGCAGUGUUGGAAGUGAAUUUUAAAAGUAUUUAAAUGCUCAUGCAUCAGGGACCUUCAUUAUUGGUUUUUGACUUUAAUCUUUUUGUGUUGUGUUUCAGUAUUUCUACUGAUUAUUCAGCCCAAAUAUAAGUACACUCAGAAAUAACCAUUUGGAGAAAUAAUAAGCAUAUUUUUUUUGAUAAAUUACCUGAAAUUUUGCUUUUGCAACAAGUAAUCUGUAAAAUUGUCUCUUAUUUAUUGUUUUGGUUUCCAAAGGCAUCUCAUCUGACAUUUAUAAACUGCAAUAUAUAACAACUUUGACUCUACUUUUGCCGUUGAUAUGACUGUUUGUAUUUUGUUGUAGAGUAGGUUAAUUCUGGUAUUAAAACCAAUAUAUCCCUUUUCAUAUGUAGAUGUUUUUCCAUCAUCAACUCUUUCCUUUUAUACCAGAACAAUGCACAUUAACUCGGAAACAAUGAAAAAAAAAUGUUUUUUUUUGUUUGUUUUUCUGUCA